AAGAGCUGUCGUGUCCGAUCUAUUGUGCCCAUCUUUCUCUCCCAUUGUUCGACGGCGACUUUACAAUAUCUACCCUUUCCUUUUGUAUCCUACGGACAACGUUCAUGUCGCACUUGUCGGGACGGCGGCGUGGCGAUGCAACAACGGGGUCUACGAAACAGCAACGCUCUCGCGGCGACGACCGGCGCUCUGACGUUGUGGAGAGUGAACCGCUCCUUUCGGCGGCAGAUCAGCUGACCGAGGAGGAAGCCCGCUGGGAGGAGAGCGACGACGAAGAGUGCGGCGACUCUCCCGAGCUCGGUUAUUCGGCGCCGGGAGUGCCAGGAGCGCGGAGGCAGAAGCAGAGGUCCCGCGAGCAGCAGCACCAUUGGCAGCGGCUGUUUCGGCUCCCGCGUGACGUUCCCGAGCCGGUCGGCGGGCGCGGAUUGGCUUCUGGCGCGGGGCACGUGGCACGCGGCUGCAGCGGGCACGACGAAGCGCGGGAAGCGGCGGCCGUCGGCAGCAACAGCAGCAGCCACUUCCAUCGAUCGGCGGCCGGGAGCCGGGACGGGCCCGUUACCGGCGCAGCAACGACCGGCGUCGAAGACGACGGCACGCGAGACGGCCAACAGGAGCCCAGCCGCAGCAGCAGCCGAAGGCGCCGCGCGGGGGGCCCGCCUCUGUCCAUGAGUCCCAGCAGCACCGAGUACCUGGACAUGGACAAGAGCGACGACGUCUCGCACAAGAACCGCGGCCUGUUCGUGUCGCAUAGAUGCAUCGCCGUGUGCGUCAUCCUGGUCGUGGCGGCACUGGCCAUCGUCGGCAUCUCUACGAAACUGCUUACCGAAAAGGCCGAGCAGGGCCCGCCGAAGAGUACCGAGCCGAUCAAGCCCGCGCCCUCCCCUCCCAAGAACGUGCGCCUUCCACGGUCGCUGGUGCCGGUCCACUAUGACGUCGAGCUGACGCCUAGACUAGAUGGGAACUUCACGUUCAAUGGAUCGGUGGCGAUCCUCGUGCACUGCGCGACAGAGACUUCGAACGUGACGUUGCAUAUCAAGGACCUAAACGUGUCGGACGUGUCGGUAAACGAUGCGGCCGCCGCCGGCGGCUCGCGCGUGGAGCACGACAGGUACGACGAGGACAAGCGCCUCCAGUUCCUCGUUAUCAAGCUGAAGAGACCGCUCAACGCGGGAUCAAACUACACGAUCAGGAUGAACUUUGUCGGCCACCUGAAUGACGAUCUCGCAGGAUUCUACCGGAGCUCGUACGUGGACGCUUCGGGACACAAGAGGUGGCUGGCGGCGACGCAGUUCCAGGCAACGGACGCCCGUCGGGCGUUCCCGUGCUUCGACGAGCCGGCCAUGAAAGCCACCUUCGCCGUCACCAUCGUGCGGCCGGCCGGCAUGAAGGCGCUCUCCAACAUGCCUAUCGGCUCGACGACGGACAGGCCUGGCGGACUGCAGGCGGAUGCUUUCCAGACUACUGUACGCAUGUCUACUUACUUGCUGGCUUUCGUAGUGAGCGACUUCGAGUCGCGGGGUGAUACUAAGUUCAGGGUGUGGGCCCGGCCGAAUGCCAUCUCAGCCGUGGAAUAUGCGCUAUCAAUUGGGCCAAAAAUCCUAGAAUUCUACGAGAACUACUUUUCGGAAAAGUAUCCACUCCCAAAGACUGACAUGGUCGCACUGCCAGACUUCAACGCUGGCGCCAUGGAGAAUUGGGGACUGGUUACCUUCCGAGAGACGGCGCUGCUCUUCAACCCGAACGAGUCGUCGGCCGGGAACAAGCAGCGUGUCGCCGUCGUCGUCUCGCACGAGCUCGCACAUCAGUGGUUCGGCAACUUGGUUACCAUGGAGUGGUGGGACGACCUGUGGCUCAAUGAAGGCUUCGCUACCUACGUUGAGUAUCUGGGCGUGGAUUUCGUGCACAAGGACUGGGAGAUGGCGCAACAGUUCAUCGCCGACGAACUGCAGCCAGUCAUGGAGCUUGACUCCCUCAAGUCGUCGCACCCUGUUUCGGUUCCCGUCUACAACCCUGACGAAAUCAUUGAAAACUUUGACAAGAUCUCCUACGGAAAGGGAGCAUCUAUAAUUCGUAUGAUGAAUUUCUUCCUCACGGAACCAGUCUUCAGGAAAGGUGUAUCGACCUACCUGAAGAAACGGUCUUUCAACAACGCUCGCCAGGACGACCUUUGGAAGGAGCUCACCAUGGCUCAAAGUGAAGGCAAUCGCGUGGACGUGAAGGCUGUAAUGGAUUCGUGGACUCUCCAGACGGGCUACCCGGUCAUCACCGUCGAAAGGUCGUACGAGAGCGGCACUGCAAAAAUUUCGCAACAGCGCUUCUUGGUCGACGGCAGCACGGACAACCAGACGCUGUGGAAAAUACCGUUCACCUACACUGACGCCAGGAGUCCCAAUUGGAAUGCUACAGAACCCAAACUGUGGUUUACCAACAAAACAGCCGUCAUCACGGACCUGCCAACAUCGAAGUCGGAGUGGUUCAUUGCGAACGUUCAGGAAGUGGGAUUCUACAAGGUCAACUACGAUGAACAAAACUGGAAGCUUCUGAUUAAGCAGCUCAUGGAAAGGCAUACGGACAUUCACGUCAUUAACAGGGCGCAACUGUUGGACGACAUUUUGGAUCUAGCAAGGGCUGGCACCCUGGAUUAUGGUCUGGCUCUGAAUGCGACGCAGUACCUGGCUAAGGAAGAGUCGUACAUCGCCUGGAGCCCCAUCUCUGCGAACCUCGCAUUUAUCAGCCGCAUGCUGGAGACCACCGAAGUCUACGGAAAGUGGAAGAAAUACCUGCUCAGCCUAGUGAAGCCGAACUACGACCGCCUCACGUGGAACGAGGAGGAAGGGGAAUCCAUUUUGACGACGUUCCUUCGCACUGAGAUGUAUGCAACGGCGUGCACACUGGGUCACGAGGACUGUGUCAAGGAAGCACUCAACUACUUCCGCACUUGGAGAGACAGCAAGGCGGAGAAAAGCCCCAUCAAACCCAACUUCCGUUCGUUUGUGUACUGCACGGCCAUCGAAAACGGUAACUACGACGACUGGUUGUUCAUGUGGGACAUGUACAACAAGACUUCUGUGGCCUCGGAGAAAGUGAAGCAGCUGCAAAGCUUGGCCUGUUCCAGGGAACCAUGGGUCCUCAACAGUUUCCUGAUGAAGACAAUCACGCCCGACUCCGGCGUUCGCCGGCAGGACGGCGCGGCGGUCAUCAGCGCAGUCGCUUCCACUGUCUUCGGCCGCAGCCUCCUCUUCAACUUCCUGCUCGAGAACUGGGAAGCCAUCUACAAGACCUACUCAGCUGGCGCCUUCUCACUUCCUCGUAUCUUCGGUUCAGCCAGUGGCUCGAUCCAUUCACACUUCCAGAUGGAGAUGCUGAGCGUGUUCUACGAGAAGCACAAGGAGACCGUGUCGGCUGUGGGCCGGACUUACAAGCAGACUGUCGAGAAGGCCGAGUCCAACAUCCGCUGGAAGGAGAAGAACUACGCCCGGAUACGGGACUGGCUGAACGAAAAAAUAAAGUAGCCGCCCGGCCUCACUUAGGCAUCCUAGGUUAUACCAAAUUGAUAAACCGAGAUGCGCUCUAUUUUGUUCUUUUGUUCCUGUACUUCAU
This is a messenger RNA of Dermacentor andersoni, 3600 nucleotides long. RefSeq names its product aminopeptidase N-like. NCBI's taxonomy places the organism in Eukaryota, Metazoa, Arthropoda, Arachnida, Ixodida, Ixodidae. Gene Ontology annotation, biological process: proteolysis; peptide catabolic process. Gene Ontology annotation, molecular function: metalloaminopeptidase activity; zinc ion binding; peptide binding. Gene Ontology annotation, cellular component: cytoplasm; membrane. The record is from RefSeq and is a predicted model, not a curated record.